UCUAGCUCUCCACACAUUUCUACAACCCUAUACCACUUCAAAGAUGUUGCGCAACUCUACCUGGCGUCUUGACGAAACCAACCUGGCCAACUUUGGCUCAGACUUAGAACACGCUCAACGUAAAGAAGAAGCCGAGCUUGAAGAAGUCUGGAGUUAUGAAGGCACCCCUAUUGGGAAUGAAACUGGAAUGUUUAUUUGGCGUGUUCAGAACUUUGGUCUUGUUCGUGUUCCUGAAAAACAAUAUGGCCAAUUUUAUCAAGGCGACAGCUAUAUUCUCUUAAAGACCACUACUAAGCCUGGUUCUGACAGUCUUGUGCAUCACAUUCAUUUCUGGCUGGGCAAUGAAACUUCACAGGAUGAGGCAGGAACAGCUGCUUACAAGACCGUCAAGUUGGAUGAUUUCCUCGAUGGUUUGGCUGUUCAGCACCGUGAGAUCCAAAACAGGGAAUCAAGUCUAUUCAAGAGCUACUUCCCUUCAUUGACAUAUCUCCAGGGUGGCUUUGAGAGUGGAUUUAAUCACGUGGAAGAUGAAGAAUUGCCGACACGUCUGCUGCGUGUCCUGAGACCAUCCAGACUUGAGAACAGUCGGACCCACAAUGCUGUCGUGAUCUCCCAGGUGUCUUUGAGCUACGAGAGUUUGAGUUCCCAGGCCGUAUUUGUACUCGAUACUGGAGAUAUUGUCUAUCAAUGGCAAGGCAGUCACGCAAAGGGCGUUGAGCGAGCAAAGGCAGCAGAGUUUAUCGCUCAGUUGCUGGGCGAGCGUGGAAGAGGCGAAAUGGUCGUGGUUGAGCAGGGAUCGGGAGGUGAAAAUAUAUUUUUUGAAAAAUUGGGCUCAAGUGGUCCUAUUGAAGAACAUGAAGCAGAGAUCGAACAAGAAGAAGAAGAAGAAGAAGAAAAAGAAGAAGAAGUCACAAAACAGUUGAUGUGCCUCAGCAGUUCGGGACCUUUUGGUUUAGGACAUCUUCACUUUGACUUGGUCGCCAAGGACACCAUCACGCGUGACAUGUUUGACAGUCAACACGUGUAUGUGUUCGAUGUUGGUCACCAGGUUUAUACUUGGAUUGGAAAGCAGGCAGGCCGUAAGGAACGUAAACGCGGACUUCAAUAUGCCCAGGAUUACAUUAAGCACUCCGGAAAGAGUCCCUUCACUCCCAUUUGUCGUGUAAUGGAAGGCGCUGAAGAUGAGUUAUUUGAAAGCUCACUUGAAGGCUGGCAAGGAUGGUAGAAAUAGUGUAUAUACAUGAUAUAUAUAUUUUAAUAUUGUUUUUUGUUUUAUAUAUCUUACUUUAUGUAUAAAAAUUAAAUAAUUAUUAUCAUUAUCAUUAUUAUUAAAUAUGAAAAUUUUCUAGCC
Molecule: messenger RNA, 1351 nt
Organism: Phycomyces blakesleeanus NRRL 1555(-)
Lineage: Eukaryota; Fungi; Mucoromycota; Mucoromycetes; Mucorales; Phycomycetaceae
Exons: 8
Coding region: 44-1225 (393 amino acids)
Molecular function (GO): actin filament binding
Source: RefSeq, a predicted model, not a curated record